CCCAAACGACGGCAGGAAAGUCGAAAGUGAACCAGCGGCCCACGAAACUCCGGCGCCCGCCUGACCUCGCCACCUCGGAACGGAAGAACCCUAGCCGCCCCGCCCAUCCACCCGCCCUCCCGCCCAUGGAUAUCGCCGGCGACCGGCGACGAUAGCGAGACGCAAGGGAGGACGUGCCGUGACCCUGUGGAAUCGCUUCGCCUGAGGCGUGUGGGGCGAGGAGGGGAGGGGAGGGAAGAGGCGGGCGGGGCGCGAUGUCGGUGCGGAUCAAGGCGGUGGUGGACCGGUUCGUGAAGGAGCUGCAGGAGGCGCUGGACGCGGACAUCCAGGACCGCGUCAUGAAGGAGCGCGAGAUGCAGAGCUACAUCGAUGAGCGCGAGCGCGAGGUCGCCGAGCGGGAGGCCGCGUGGAAGGCCGAGCUCUCCCGCCGCGAGGCAGAGAUUGCACGGCAAGAGGCCAGGCUGAAGAUGGAAAAGGAAAACCUGGAGAAGGAAAAGAGCGUCCUCAUGGGAACUGCUUCCAGCCAAGACAACCAAGAUGGAGCCCUUGAAAUCACCGUCAGUGGCGAGAAGUACAGGUGCCUUCGUUUCUCCAAGGCAAAGAAAUGAGAGCAGAUGAACUGGCGCUGAGGAGCUCUAGCUUGUGUACUGGACUGAACAUAGUCUCGUAGCCUUGCUUAAAUGCUUAGCCCUUAUCUUGAUUUAAAUUGGAUUGGAUUCUUUUUUUCUUGUAUAGGUAAAUCGUAAAAUGUGCCAAAAUAGAGUAAUAUAUAUAUAUAUAUAUACUGAUGUUAAGACUGGCAUUAAAAAAAAUUGGGCAGCUAUAACAGCUGCAAUGAUUCUUGAUGAUGACUGAA
This is a messenger RNA of Panicum virgatum (switchgrass), 856 nucleotides long. RefSeq lists its product as uncharacterized. The transcript is spliced from 2 exons. The record is from RefSeq and is a predicted model, not a curated record. NCBI's taxonomy places the organism in Eukaryota, Viridiplantae, Streptophyta, Magnoliopsida, Poales, Poaceae. The coding region runs from base 255 to 608 and encodes 117 amino acids.